AGCAGCUCCGGUCGUCAGACUGCAGUUGGCCACCAUGCUGUCACCGAAGAUGCAGCGCGGAGUGCGCAUCAACGAUAACCAGCUGCUGAUGCUGGCAGAAAAGGCGCGCUACGACCAGUACAUGUGCGGCAGCCUCUACAAGAGGACGUGCGACAACUCCAAGUGGCAGCUGCGCUGGUUCAACCUCUAUCAGAACAUGCUGUUUUACUACGAGACUGAGUCGAGCAGCCGCCCGUCGGGGGUGAUCCUGCUGGAGGGCUGCUACUGCGAGCGGCUCAUCACCACCGCGGCCAAACCCAAGGACACCGAACCGCUGUACUGUCUGUCAAUAACAUACCGCCGGGAGAACCAGAGGCAGUACGACCUGAGAGCCAACUCUGAGAGCGAGUGCAAGUCCUGGAUAGAGGCUAUCCGACACGCCAGUUUCAACAGGCUCCUGCUUCAAAAGGAGGAGCUGGAACAGAAGCAUCUGCACCUGCUGCAAAUUGUCGAGAGUGAGAAGACGGCGAAAUGGCAGUACUCACAACAAUGCGACGAGCUCACCACAGAAAUAAAGAAGCUUAGAAACGAGCUCUGCAGUCUGAAGAAGGACUGGCGGUUUUUGCCCCGCCAACAGUCCGAGGAGAGCGAAGAGUCUGAUGAAAUAAAGAAGAUAAAAAAGGUGCAGAGUUUCUUUCGCGGCUGGCUGUGCCGCCGGCGAUGGAAACAGAUUGUCGAAGAAUACAUCAAAUCACCGCACGCCGAGAGCAUGCGAAAGAGGAACAGUCUGGUAUUUCGAAUGGUGGAAGCAGAAGAGGAGUAUGUAGAACAGCUAAACAUCUUAGUGACGGGGUUCCUGCGGCCGUUCAAAAUGGCCGCCUCCUCAAAACUGCCGCCGUGCAGCCACGAGGACGUCAACUCCAUCUUCCUCAACUCGGAAACGCUGCUGUUCCUCCAUCAAAUAUUCUUAAAGGGCCUUUCAGCUAGAAUGGAGAGCUGGCCAACCUUAGUGCUGGGGGACCUGUUUGACAUGCUACUACCGAUGCUGAGCAUAUACCAAGAAUAUGUUCGCAACCAUCACUACAGCCUACAGGUGCUGACGGAAUGCAAAACAGAACUCGCAGUUCUCUACGUUCUGAGUCGGCUGGAGACAAGUCGACGUGCCAGGGACGUAACCUGGAGACGUUCUCACAUAUCCCAUGCAUCAGCCCGUGUGACGCCCCUCCAUCCCGUGCGGCAGAUCCCGCGCUACAUCAUCACGCUGCACGAGCUGCUGGCGCACACGCCUCACAACCACGUGGAGCGCCGCUCUCUGGACGAGGCCCGCAAACAGCUGGAGCAGCUCAGCCGGCAGAUGCACGACGAGGUCAGCGAAACAGAGAAUAUCAGGAAGAACCUCGCCAUCGAGCGUAUGAUUGUGGAGGGAUGCGACAUCCUACUAGAUGUCAACCAGGUCUUCGUGCGACAAGGUUCUCUUGUGCACAUCCUCCCCGAGAAGCAGCAGCGCAAAACGCCGAAAAUCCGCCGAGGCCCGCUGGACGGCUUCUCCAAGCGAUCCGACAGGGACAAGGAGCUCAUCCGGCAGUGUUUUCUCUUCAGUAACCACCUCAUCCUGGCUACCAGAACCAACAGCGGACACCUGCAUUUGAUCAAUGGGAUCGGUCGCGUCUCCCUGGCUGAUGCCAUUCUCAUUGAGGACCCCUCGGAGAACGACGAUGACCUGGACUCGGAGACCUCCUCCUCCACCUCCUCUCUGUCGGACAACUCGACCGUGGGCCAGCUGCGCCGAGAGCACAUCGGACUGGACUUCAAACUGAUUGUCGAACGGAAGGGCGACACGCCUCUGGUGCUGCACCUGGUGGCGCCCACCGCCCAGGAGAAGGCUGCCUGGGUCAGCGACAUCGCACAGUGUCUGGACAACGUGCAGUUCAACAACUGGUUUCGCAGCUCGGUAUCCGACACGUCGUCGGUGACGAUGCCGCACUCCAUCCGGAACGACCCCAAGCUGUUCAGGGACGAUAUCGACAUCCGCUUCUCCAAGACCCUCAACUCGUGCAAGGUACCGCAGGUCAGGUACGCCACGCCGGAGCGGCUGUGGAGAGGCUGACCGACCUGCGCUUCCUCUCCAUCGACUUCCU
Molecule: messenger RNA, 2117 nt
Organism: Amphibalanus amphitrite
Lineage: Eukaryota; Metazoa; Arthropoda; Thecostraca; Balanomorpha; Balanidae
Product: ras-specific guanine nucleotide-releasing factor 2-like
Exons: 15
Coding region: 35-2086 (683 amino acids)
Molecular function (GO): protein binding; guanyl-nucleotide exchange factor activity
Source: RefSeq, a predicted model, not a curated record